AUGAUUAUAAUAGCUCGUCCAGCUGGUAAUCGAUGUAUAUUUGGUCGAACGAAACGAUUUUUAUCAUCAGAAUGGCUUAAACAACAUCCAUUAUCAUUAAUUGCUGAAGCAAAUCAUGCACCAGUUUAUGAUCAUGAUGUUGUUAAAAUAUGUGUUGAUUUAAAAUUUCAAUUAUUUGGAAAUUUUUUAUAUUUUCUUAUAUUAUGUUCGCAAAUAUUAUUUGUUUUUCUUUAUACAGGUGUAGCACUUGCUUCACCAAUACCUGUUCAAUCUUAUUAUGAUACAUCAAAUUAUACUUGUAAAGAAUUAUGUCAAAGUUUAACAUUAGAUCAAGUGGAACCUCUACCAGCUAAUUUUCUACUUCGUAUUUUACGUUUGUUAUUAUUAAUGUGUUCAUGUAUUGUAUUAUUAAAAGAAUUUUUUCAAUUAAUAUCUCAACGUGAAAAAUAUUUUCGUGAUCUAUUUAUAAAAUUUCUUGAAUUACAAACAUAUAUAUGUUCAAUAUUAUUUUCAAUUGAUCUUAAUUAUUGUACACAACAUACUGGUCUUCGUUGUAAAUGGCAAUGGGAAUGUGGAGCAUUAGGCAUAGCUAGUGUAUGGACAUUAUUAUUAUUUGUUUUUAUGAAUUCAUUAAAAAUUGGAAAAUAUGGUCUUUUAUUUGUUAAUGUAUUUUUAACAUUUUUAAAAUUUUGUCUUAUUUAUGUAUUUAUAUGGAUUGGUUAUAUAAUUGCAUUUUACAUGUUAUUUAUACAUAAGAAACCACAAUUUGCAACUAUAUUUUAUGCUAUACCAAAAACAUUAGCUAUGCUUACAGGAGAAUAUGAUUUUGAUGAUUUAUUUUUUCCACAUGGAAAAGCUUUACAAGGUAGUGAAGCAGCCAUGGUACUUUAUUCAGUAUUUGUAUUUACAAUGAAUAUUGUUAUUAUGAAUAUUAUGGUUGGUCUUGCUGUAUCGGAUGUAAAAUGUUUUCGUUUAAAUGCUAAACGUGAACAUUUACGUGCACGUAUUGAAACAUGUCUUGGUUUACAAGCAAAAUUUGGUCUUUUAUGUGAAACAUGUUCUCAAUUAGUACUUUCUUUAUCUAGACAUUCAUAUUUUCUACAUUUUCAAGUAGAUGGUGCCAAUAAAUAUUAUUUAUGGAAAUUAGAACUACGUAAAUCACGUGUUGAUUUGCCUCAACCAAUAAAUGAAAAUCCGUCAGUAACAAAUCGUACUGGAAAAUAUCAUUCAACAAGAGAACAUGUUACAUGUGAAAUAGGAUAUUAUAGACAUCAUCUUGAUCGUGCUGGUGAACCAUUAUUACAAGAAAAUGAUCAUACAAGUUUAGUUCAUAAAGUCGAUGAAUUACGAGAUGUUUUUGAAAAAGCUAACACACGAUUUCAUCAUGAAUUAAGAAAAUUAACUAUUUCACUUCAAACAGAUUUUGAUGAAAUUAAAAAAAAAUUACUUCAAAGUUAA
Molecule: messenger RNA, 1458 nt
Organism: Rotaria sp. Silwood2
Lineage: Eukaryota; Metazoa; Rotifera; Eurotatoria; Philodinida; Philodinidae
Source: the annotation of a GenBank genome assembly